Molecule: messenger RNA, 627 nt
Organism: Vigna angularis (adzuki bean)
Lineage: Eukaryota; Viridiplantae; Streptophyta; Magnoliopsida; Fabales; Fabaceae
Exons: 1
Coding region: 1-627 (208 amino acids)
Source: RefSeq, a predicted model, not a curated record
AUGGCGCCGUUUGAAGCUCUCUAUGGGAGGAAAUGCCGAACGCCACUUUGCUGGUUCCAGGAAGGAGAGAACGUGCUAACUAGACCUGAACUCAUCCAACAAACAACCGAGAAGGUUAAGUUGAUCCAAGAUAGACUAAAGACGUCCUUGAGCAGGCAGAAAUCCUAUGCGGAUAGAAGAAGAAGACCUUUGGAGUUUGCUGCAGGAGACCAUGUGUUUUUGAGACUCAAUCCGAUCACUGGAGUAGGCAGAGUCGUUCGUCCAAAGAAGCUGUCUCCCAAGUUCAUAGGGCCGUAUCAGAUUUUGAAGAAGAUUGGACCAGUGGCCUACGAACUUGCCUUGCCUCCCCAGCUAUCAAACCUUCAUCCUGUCUUCCACGUCUCACAACUCAGAAAGUAUAUAGCCAAUCCCUCUCAUGUCCUAGAACUGGAAGACAUUCAACUACAACCGAACCGAACGCUGGAGUUGCAACCAGUCCGCAUUGAAGACGUUCGCACCAAGCUACACAAGAGAAAGGACGUUCGUCUAGUGAAAGUUGUGUGGGACGCUAAAACUGAAGAUUCAACGUGGGAGGUGGAGAGUGCAAUGAAGGAUAUGUAUCCGCAUUUGUUUACAUGUAAUUUAUGA